GUUUUCGCUGUUGAUUUUCACGAAUGAUCUGUCCAUUUAAUAGAUUCCGGAGUCACAGAAACGACUGCAUGACUGCAUAAGGGAAAAAGCUAUCCUGAUCAUUUGCCCUGGAUAUAAACUGGUUAUGGACGUUAACUGCUUUGAGCGCAUCGCCUGUCCGCGCCUGAAAAACGCUCCUUGUCCCUUUAAAAUAUCAUCCCCAUAAGCUGGUCCUGCAGCUCCACCCAAGAAGCGACAACAUGGCGUCGGGCAGCAUCGCGGAGGUCGGCGCUGAGAAGCCGGAGGAUGCGGCACCGCUGCUGGGAUGCGCGUCCGACAAAGAGCCCAGAUUAGUGCUGUACCACUGGACGCAGUCCUUCAGCUCCCAGAAGGUGCGGCUUGCCAUUGCUGAGAAGGGCCUGAAAUGUGAGGAGUAUGAUGUCAGCCUCCCCCUGAGCGAGCACAAUGAGCCCUGGUUCAUGAGGCUGAACCCGGCCGGCGAGGUGCCCGUCCUGGUGCACGGCGACCGGGUCCUCUGUGACCCCACGCAGAUCAUGGACUACCUGGAGGAGCACUUCACAGACGAAAACACGCCUCGCCUCAUGCCAGCAGAGGGCAGUAUGUUCCUUCCCAGGGUGCAGCACUACCGGGAGCUCCUGGACUCCUUGCAGAUGGACGCUUACACGCACGGCUGCAUUCUGCACCCGGAGAUCACGGUGGACUCCCACAUCCCCGCUUACGCCUCCGCCAGGAUACGCGCACAGAUUGGAAACACGGAGUCCGAGCUGAAGAAGCUGGCAGCAGAGAAUCCAGAACUGCAGGACGCCUACAUCGCCAAGCAGAGGCGCCUGAAGUCCAAGCUGCUGGAGCACGACAACAUGAAGUACCUGAAGAAGAUCCUGGAUGAACUGGAAAACAUCAUGGACCAAGUGGAGACGGAGCUUCAGAGGAGAAGCGAGGAGACCCCAGAGGAGGGAAAGCAGGCCUGGCUCUGCGGUGACUUCUUCAGCAUGGCCGACGUGUGCCUCGCCGUCACGCUGCAUCGCCUCAAGUUUCUGGGCCUUUCCCGUCGCUACUGGGGCAAUGGGACCCGGCCCAACAUGGAGGCAUAUUACGAGCGCGUCCUCGCCCGCCCGGCCUUCCGCAGGGUCCUUGGGAGUGUCAACAAUAUCCUAAUCUCCGCUGUGCUGCCUGCAGCUUUCCGAGUGGCCAGGAAAAGGGCCCCCUCCUUCAUCGGCAUCGCCCUGCUGGCUGGGGUCUUGGGGGGGGGUGGCUAUCUGGCCUUCCUCUUCCUCAGAAAGCGACUCUCUAUUUCACGCUGAGGAUCCAGAAGCUCUUUCCUCGUUCGAGUUACUUUUGCUCGUCGCUGAUGUGUAAACGCGCUACCGUGACAUAUAACUGCACUUUUAUUUGUUUCGCUUUUUGUCGCAUUUUUCAAAGACCAAAUGCAGAACUUUCUAGAUGACCUGCAGGAUUGAGAGCCACAGGAGCCACUGUCUAGCAGAAGUCAGAUUCCAAACGACAAGUUGGGUCCAGCUUCUGACCUGUGGAAAUUACGCACGACCGUAUUUCACAGGUUUACCAAAGCUGACAUGUCUGCUCUGUGUUUCAGUAGAAGUGCUCUGGAGAAUGUACUGCCAGCAUAAACAUCAUGUAGACAUGUAUGACCAGUCAUGAAAAACCAUUACAAUCAGAGAUUUGGCGCAGGUCUGCUGGAGCAACUGGGCACCGAACGUUUAGGUCAGAGGAGUGUGACGGUAUUGUGCACAUAGCAGCUGAUUAACUGCGGUAUGGUCAUGGAAUACGUCCAGUUUAAACUGCUUCUUAGAUAGAAGGAAAAUAAAAACAGAGGCAAAAAGUGGCUUCACACUUUACUGGCAGAUCACUCCUGUGCUUUUCUGAAUGCAGGACACUCAGCUGUACUGGCUGAAACUGAACAACUGCUACCAAAGUCAGACAGCUUAAAAAUAAUACAAUAAUGUAAUCCUAUGGUGAAUAAGAACCAGGGCUUCAGUUCAAGCAGUGAAAAGUAGAUUUAGGUCAUUUUAUGCAGAAAUCCUGAUUGUUCUGCAAGUAGAGAUGCGCCUCAAUGCUAAAUUGUACAGCCGAGUAACAUUUGUCUAUAUUGUGGUUAAAUUUUAUUUAUAAACUUUAAUAAAGGAAGAAGUGAAUUA
This is a messenger RNA of Paramormyrops kingsleyae, 2153 nucleotides long. RefSeq names its product ganglioside induced differentiation associated protein 1 (gene gdap1). The record is from RefSeq and is a predicted model, not a curated record. Gene Ontology annotation, biological process: mitochondrial fusion; mitochondrial fission. NCBI's taxonomy places the organism in Eukaryota, Metazoa, Chordata, Actinopteri, Osteoglossiformes, Mormyridae. Gene Ontology annotation, cellular component: mitochondrial outer membrane.